Molecule: messenger RNA, 336 nt
Organism: Sus scrofa (pig)
Lineage: Eukaryota; Metazoa; Chordata; Mammalia; Artiodactyla; Suidae
Gene: SCGB1D1
Product: secretoglobin family 1D member 1
Source: RefSeq, marked provisional
AUGAGGCUGUCCCUGAUGGUCCUGCUGGUCACUUUGGCCCUUUGCUGCUACGAGGCCCAUGGGAUUGUCUGUCGGGCCCUUGUUAAGGAAUUUUCAGCCUUCCUCUGGAAGCCUGACGAAAUCUACAAGCCAGAACUGGAGUUAUUUGGUGCACCCCCAGAAGCUGUUGAUGCCAAGAUGAAAGUGAAGCAGUGUGCAAAUGGCAUCUCCUUUAAAAAGAAAAUUCUGCUUACGAAAACACUGGUGGAGAUACUAGUGAAGAAGUGUGGUUUCGAAGAUGUAAAAACACUAUUCCCGGAUAUCUCUUUGGGGCUCAGUGCAAGCGUGUUUAAAUAG